Kwoniella botswanensis is the source of this 1467-nucleotide messenger RNA. RefSeq lists its product as uncharacterized. The transcript is spliced from 5 exons. The record is from RefSeq and is a predicted model, not a curated record. The coding region runs from base 1 to 1467 and encodes 488 amino acids. Lineage: Eukaryota; Fungi; Basidiomycota; Tremellomycetes; Tremellales; Cryptococcaceae.
AUGGAUCUGGUGGAGAGUCAACGUAACAUCCUCAGACUUACACCUAGAUUUAGUAAGGUGGGAAUUGGUAAGAAUGAGAAGGUAUAUAAGGUAUAUCAGGAUGUUAUAAUCACUGUCCCAUCUGGGGUUCCAAUCGAAUAUGGAGCCGAACGAAAUGUUUUAUGUACGGUAUACGAAAACAAUCGUGUUCACAAGGUAUAUACCGAUUAUUCCCCGAUUCAUCAUACAAUUGCGGUCGAUAUCAAAAAGAAUUUGAUGGUGUUCAUCGAUUACGAAGGGUAUAUCUCUUCCAUGAAAUCCAACUCUUACGGUAGUGAGAAAUACGUGGAUAGAUAUAUCGGGAUUCCUUCGGAAGAUUGGGAUCGAAUUCCACCCCCAGUCACCAAUUGUGAGAAGGUCAGAGUGGAUUUGAUGGAAGAUGAUAAGAUGGUAGUCGAUCUAGGUAUUGGUAUAUGGCUUGUAUACAAUUGGAAGACUGGUAAUUUACUUCACUGUUUCCCACCAAAUAACCGUAACUGGUCAAGCUGUCAUGGGGCCCUCAUUACUAAAGAGGGAUUGAUAAUUGGGCUGGAUGUACCUCGAUUGGCAUGGAUGAAUGAUAGUCAAUCAGGCAAUGCCUCCUUGGCGAUCUUCAGUCUCUCAAGCCCUGUGACCGCACCAUACCUUCCCGAAUUGCUGCUAGAGCUCCCAACGACUUAUCGCCUACUUAAGUCAUGCAUCAAAACCCUUGGGGAUGCCCCAGCCAAAGGAAAAAUCAUCAUUUCUCCCUCAACCCCUCCACGCAUACAUGAAGCCAUGAAUCCGUCUUUCGUCAGAAUUAGCAUCCCCUUCAAGCUAUUCCCAGGAUCAAACUAUGAGCUCAACCUCGUCAUACCUAUCAGACAGUUACCUUUGAUCAAAAUUGAAAAUCGAAUCAAACCAUGGAUCAAAGGUAGGACUUGGCGAUAUCCAACUAACCCUUUUGAUGGGGUUGAAACUAUCAAGUGGGAUAAUUGGAAAAGCAGAUGUCAUGUGUAUAUCGAACGGGCUCAAGCGUCCGCCUCAACGCAGAAAUCGAUCAGUCCUUCAUCAUUGUCCAAUGAAGAAUGUCAAAUCGGACGCAGGUCGUAUCGAGUGGAUAAUAACCUCCUUGCCAAGAAAGGUCAAUUGGAUUUGCAAAUUACAGAUUUCGAUAUUCACGAGAUCGGACAAAAAGGUAAUGAAUAUGGUGCUCUCAAAGGUAUAGAGCUGGACAUGGCUCCACCAGAUGGUCAAAGACCGAACAAACCUCGUACUUCACCUCGAUAUCACAAGAUCUCCGAACAAGCUGGCACUGCCAACUUGCCCCGGACGCUGAAUUGUUCAGGUUCGUUCUUCUUAGGAUACCCGGGAGAGAUGGAAGAUAUCUUAGGAGAUGAGAGUGGUACAAGAUUGGUCAUUCAACAGAAAGGAAAUGAGAAGAUAUGGAUCAUUGAUUUCGGGUCAUGA